AUGAUGUCCAUGAACAGCAAGCAGGCGUUCAGCAUGCACCCCAUCCUGCACGAGCCCAAGUACCCGCACCUGCACACCAGCUCCGAAGCCAUCCGCAGAGCCUGCCUGCCCGCCCCUCAGAUCCAGGGGAACAUCUUUGCGGGCUUUGACGAGACGCUGCUGCGGGGCGCCGAGGCUCUGGCCGCCGUGGAUAUCGUGUCGCAGAAAACGCACCCCUUCAAGCCGGACGCCACCUACCACACCAUGAGCAGCGUGUCCUGCACUCCUACCUCGUCCUCCGUGCACCUGCACCACCCGUCCGUGCUGACCACGCACCACCCGCACCACCACCACCACCAGCCCUCGCAGGGCCUGGACGGGGAGCUGCUGGAGCACCUCAACUCCGCCCUGCCGCUCGGAGGGGUGCCGGGCCCCGACGUGGGCUCCACGCCUUCGCACCCGCACUCCCACAUGUCGGCCAUCAACCACAUGGCCCACCACCCGCAGCCCAUGAACAUGUCCCACCCCCACGGCCUCGCGUCCCACGCCGUCAUCUCCGGCCCCGAGACCGAGACGGACCCGCGGGAGCUCGAGUCCUUCGCCGAGCGCUUCAAGCAGCGCAGGAUCAAGCUGGGGGUCACCCAGGCGGACGUGGGCUCCGCGCUGGCCAACCUGAAGAUCCCGGGGGUGGGCUGCCUCAGCCAAAGCACCAUCUGCAGGUUCGAGUCGCUCACCUUGUCCCACAACAACAUGGUGGCCCUCAAGCCCAUCCUGGAAGCGUGGCUGGAGGAGGCGGAGAGGGCGCAGAGGGAAAAAAUGACCAAACCCGAGAUCUACACGGGGGGGGACAAGAAGCGCAAGCGCACCUCCAUCGCCGCCCCCGAGAAGCGCUCGCUCGAGGCCUAUUUCGCCGUGCAGCCCCGGCCCUCCUCCGAGAAAAUCGCCGCCAUCGCCGAGAAGUUAGACUUGAAGAAGAACGUGGUGCGGGUCUGGUUUUGCAAUCAGAGACAGAAGCAGAAAAGGAUGAAAUUUUCUGCCACCUACUGA
Melozone crissalis (California towhee) is the source of this 1026-nucleotide messenger RNA. RefSeq names its product brain-specific homeobox/POU domain protein 3. The coding region runs from base 1 to 1026 and encodes 341 amino acids. The transcript is spliced from 2 exons. The record is from RefSeq and is a predicted model, not a curated record. Gene Ontology annotation, molecular function: DNA-binding transcription factor activity, RNA polymerase II-specific; RNA polymerase II cis-regulatory region sequence-specific DNA binding. Gene Ontology annotation, biological process: regulation of transcription by RNA polymerase II. NCBI's taxonomy places the organism in Eukaryota, Metazoa, Chordata, Aves, Passeriformes, Passerellidae.